Messenger RNA from Carassius carassius (crucian carp), 1788 nucleotides. Its product is annotated as zinc finger protein Gfi-1b-like. The coding region runs from base 530 to 1399 and encodes 289 amino acids. The record is from RefSeq and is a predicted model, not a curated record. Gene Ontology annotation, cellular component: nucleus. NCBI's taxonomy places the organism in Eukaryota, Metazoa, Chordata, Actinopteri, Cypriniformes, Cyprinidae. The transcript is spliced from 6 exons.
ACAAACAAACCAAAAUUCCGUGAAUGAUGUAUAAAUGUUUUUGUGCUAAUGUUUCAGAAUGUUAUUAAAGAUCAGAUACUGAAAGUUCUAUUAUAGCAUUACUAGAAACACGUUUGUUGCCAGAACCUUGCCAGAACAUUCAUAACGAUUCCUGUUAGCUGGCAGUGACUCAUUUACUUCUCCGGAGGAACUGUAGGAGAAAUAUUUGAUACUGUGAAACUUGAUUCAAAUAGGUUACAUUUCCUGCAUUGUGAGACUUAAUCAGGUACUUGAGUUAAACGCAGAAGGAAAGUGACAUUGAUGGACACCUUCUGCUCUUUUCUCAUGGAUGGCAGUGCUGAUGAAUGAGCAGAUUUACCAGCCGUCCUGAUUUGAUGUUUGUAGCGAGUCUGGUGAGGACACAUCAGAAAACUCUCAUACUUCCUGUGGCAGCUUCAGAACCGAAUCACAACUCUCACAACCAGACACAUCGCCGGACACCCCAGGUCUGUAACCUGAUCCUGUCUGUGGCUUCACUGCCGCUGAUGAAAUGCCUCGAUCGUUUCUAGUGAAAAGUAAGAGGGCGGGGCAUCACUCCACACGCUCCGCCCACUCUCAGCAUGGACAUCAUGACAGAUGGACGUCCAGCAGUCGCUCAUCGGCUCUGGAGCUGCUGCCCUGCACAUCCACCGACAGCAGCCAGACCCAAAACAGCACUGAUGGAGCUGGAGCUGGAGCCUGGCCUUCAUCCACUGCAGGGAAGCAGUCUGGAGUUUGUCCCCCAUCUGACCUGUCGUCCUCUGCUGCUGUGGAGAGACAGCGUGAUCUGGAGCGUCUGAUUCAGGCUUUACUCAGGCACCAUCCGCUGACCAACAUCCAGACGCCGCUGUGUGAGUGUCCGCUCUGUGAGAAGUUCCUGUCCUCUGCUGUGGGUUUGGCAUCGCACUUGUGCAGGUCACAUGACAACAGGGCUGCUCUCCCAUUGGCCGGCUCCGCAGGCUGUACCCAGGAGCAUUAUGGGUACAGACCUACGGGAAUACUAAAGAUGAGAGAGCGGAGUUUCGCCUGUAAGGUUUGUGGGAAGGUGUUUAAGAGGUCUUCGACUCUCUCCACACACCUGCUCAUUCACUCGGACACACGGCCGUUCCCUUGCCCCUACUGCGGAAAGAGAUUCCACCAGAAAUCUGACAUGAAGAAACAUACGUUUAUACACACAGGUGAGAAGCCUCAUGUGUGCGUGGUGUGUGGUAAAGCGUUCAGCCAGAGCUCCAAUCUGAUCACACACAGCAGGAAACACAGCAGCUACCAGCCCUUCAGAUGCUCACACUGCCCGCUCGGCUUCCAGAGGAGACUGGAUCUACAGCGCCACCUACAGACGCACUCGGAGAACGACAGCGACAGACUGUACCACGGGACCUGAGAGAGACCAGCUGCACACAAACAUUGCUUUUUUUACCCUAAAGUAUUACUUUAUAAUGUUUGUCAGUUUAAGAUGUUUGCACCAAAAACAUUUUUCUUCUGUCCCUCUAACUUUAUUGUACAUGUCAUUGCAUUGUAAAAAUAUCAGAACAUACUGGUAAAAAAAAAAAAAAGGCCUGUAUGCACUAUAAGUCGCUUUGGAUAAAAGUGUCUGCUAAAUGCAUAAAUGUAAAUGUAGAACGUCCUAUACUGUACAUUUAUGGCUUAAAGACCUUUUAUUAUUUCAUAUCAAUUGGUGUCAUAAUCACAAGGUUUAACAAUUUUUUUGAGUCAGAACAUAUUUUUCAGAUGAGCAGGAAUCAUCUCGAUGCGCAUAUGACCAUUUGACAA